Molecule: messenger RNA, 1674 nt
Organism: Exophiala spinifera
Lineage: Eukaryota; Fungi; Ascomycota; Eurotiomycetes; Chaetothyriales; Herpotrichiellaceae
Exons: 3
Coding region: 1-1674 (557 amino acids)
Biological process (GO): amino acid transmembrane transport
Cellular component (GO): membrane
Molecular function (GO): amino acid transmembrane transporter activity
Source: RefSeq, a predicted model, not a curated record
AUGUCGGGUCCUGGAGACCAGAAGGGUGUUGUCGAUGUCGGAGUCGGCGAGUCUCAAUUGCAGUACUCGCCAGAUGCGCAUCUUCAGCGCAAACUUGGCGGCAAGGAAGUUCAACUCUUUGCCAUUGGAGGCGCCAUUGGCACAAGUGUCUUUGUGACGAUGGGCUCCUAUCUUCCUCACGGUGGUCCUGCAGGUCUCUUCUUGGGCUACACGCUUUGGUGUAUGAAUGUUUGGUGUGUGAAUGAAUGCUUUGCAGAGAUGGUGGUAUACGCCCCAGUUCCCAGUGGCUUCAUCCGUUUCACUUCCGUCUGGGUCGACGAGGCACUGGCUUUCUCACAGUCGUGGGCUUUCUUUCUAUGCCAGGCUCUCCUCAUUCCUGCCGAGAUCACAGCCCUGCAUGUGGUGAUCACCUUCUGGACAGACAAGUUUCCUGUUGAGGCCACAGUGGUUGUUGUGAUUGCCAUCUAUGGAGUACUGAACUUGUUCAGCACAGGGUUGUUUGGCAAAGCUGAAUUCUACAUGAGCCUUGGCAAGAUCUUCCUGAUCUUCCUAUGUUUCGGCUUCACCUUUUUCACCAUGAUUGGGUGCAAUCCUCUGGGGGAUGCGUACGGGUUUCGAUACUGGAACAAUCCCGGUGCAUUUGCGGAAUACCUCACGACUGGAUCCCUCGGUCACUUCUGGGGUCUCUUGAGCUGCAUGACCUUUGCCAGUUUCGCAGUCUGUGGACCGGAGUAUGUCAGCAGCGUGGCAGGAGAAACGAAAUCGCCUCGUCGUGUUCUACCGAGCUGCUUCUCAAGCUUCAAAUGGCGCCUGAUGUUCUUCUUUGUCGGCUCGGCCCUUUGCAUCGGCAUUGUCAUCCCUUACAACGACCCAACUCUUGCAGCAUAUUUGAGUGGCGAGGUGUCUGGCGGCGGCACCAGCGCCGCCGUGCCAUACACUAUUGCAAUGCGCCGCAUGGGCAUCAAGGGUCUUCCUCACCUGAUCAAUGCAAUCCUACUCACUUCUAUCUUGAGCUGUGGUAAUGGAGUCUUUUUUGCUGCCUCCCGAGCACUGUUCGUCAUGGGUGAGACAGGCCGGGCGCCGAAAUUCUUCACGAAAACGACCAGACGAGGCGUACCGAUCUAUUCGGUGGUCGCAUGUCUCCUCGUCGCCUUUCUUGCCAUGAUGGGUGCUGACAGCGGAGCCAACGAAGUUCUCCACUACUUCAUCGACCUCUGCACGAUUUGCGGUCAGUUCAACUACCUAUGUGUAUGUGUGACAUAUGUCCACUUCUACUACAGCAUGAAACGACAAGGAGUAUCUCGCGACACACUCCCAUACAAAGCACGAUUCCAGCCGUAUGGGGCAUACAUUGGCGCGACGGCGGCCGUGGUGAUGAUGUUUUUGCUGGGAUUUGACAUCAUCAGUCCUUUCUCCAUCAAGUGGUUUUUCCUGGACUACACGCUGCUGGCAGCCUUCCCGAUUGCAGCCAUCGUAUGGAAGUUCGUCAAAAAGACAAAGUAUGCCGGGUUCGGCAAGGCAGACUUGGGGUUGAAUGGCAUGGUCAAGGAGGUCGAUGAGUAUGAGGACAUGGUUCAGCCGGAGCCAGAGGGCUGGUUCGAGAAGUUCUUCAGCGGCGUAUGGACAUGGCGGGAACUCGCAGAUGCCAUCAGGCGCAAGAAGACGCGUACUUGA